AUGUGGACGCUCUUCAGAAGUACUCCAAAGUUUGCACUUUCUGGUUGUAAAAAACAGUUUUCAAUAAUUCCUCCAGUUCAGCUUAGAAGAAUGUACAGCCACCAACACCCAUCUUUGGCUGACGUUGUGGAGCGACUUCAGAAUUUUGCUCCGGAAAAAUUGGCAGAGCCCUGGGACAAUGUGGGGUUGAUUAUUGAACCAGCUACCCCAAUACCCAUUUCCAGGAUUCUUUUGACAAUCGACCUGACUGAGAAUGUUUUCGAGGAAGCCGUGAACACCAAGAGCAACCUCGUAAUCUCGUAUCAUCCACCAAUUUUUGAAGGUUUGAAGAAGAUCACUCAGGACAACUGGAAGGGAAGGAUUGUGGCAAAAUGCCUGGAGAAGGGAAUUGCCGUUUACUCCCCUCACACGGCAUGGGAUAGUGUCCGUGGAGGUGUCAACGAUUGGUUUGGAUCAUUCUUGAGCAACGGCUACGAUGAGGGAAAGCCGAUUAUCCCAAAUGCUGAAUUUCCUCAUUGUGGAGCUGGGAGGCUGUAUGAGUCUCGCACACCAGAUAGUGGCAUGACCCUCGAGCAGAUCAUCAUGGAGCUGAAGGAGCACAUUAUCAUACCAGAUGAGCACAUUCCAGCCGCUCUAGUGCAUCCUUUGAAUCAGAAGAUCAAAUCAAUUGCUCUGUGUGCUGGUUCCGGAGCGAGUGUGCUGAAGAAUCAAAAGGCCGAAGUCUACAUAACGGGAGAGAUGUCUCAUCAUGCUAUCCUGGAUGCCAAUCAUAGCGGAACAAGCGUCAUUCUAACGCAUCACACCAACUCGGAGAGAAAUUUUCUGCAUGAUGCGGUGAAAAUCUUGUCAGACAGACUCAUGGGUAUCUCCGUCAUGUCUACCGCUUCUACUGAUCAUGAUCCCCUCAAAUUGGAUUCAUUUUAUACAGAACAUACAGAAUGAUUUACGAUUAAAAAAUAAAUUUAUUUCGAAGGAAAAUCACAUAUAAAAAAACAA
Molecule: messenger RNA, 996 nt
Organism: Lutzomyia longipalpis
Lineage: Eukaryota; Metazoa; Arthropoda; Insecta; Diptera; Psychodidae
Product: NIF3-like protein 1
Exons: 1
Coding region: 1-942 (313 amino acids)
Cellular component (GO): mitochondrion; cytoplasm
Source: RefSeq, a predicted model, not a curated record